Cuculus canorus (common cuckoo) is the source of this 4858-nucleotide messenger RNA. It is a transcript of the gene SCG3, whose product is annotated as secretogranin III. Gene Ontology annotation, cellular component: secretory granule membrane. Bases 383 to 1798 code for a protein of 471 amino acids. Gene Ontology annotation, biological process: protein localization to secretory granule. The transcript is spliced from 12 exons. The record is from RefSeq and is a predicted model, not a curated record. Lineage: Eukaryota; Metazoa; Chordata; Aves; Cuculiformes; Cuculidae.
CAGCGCUGAUCCGCGGUUUUUAACGCCGUGCGAAGGGAAAAAAAAGGUCACUCCCAGCCAUUGUCCCUCGCGCACCCCCGCGCUGGCGCAUCCCCCGCCUUUCCCUAACGGCGGGGCGCGGGGCUGCGGCUGCCGGGCGGCGGGAGCGGAGCGGGGCGCGCAUGCUCGCCCCUCCCAAGUCUCCUCCCCCUUUCCCGAUACCGGGCGACUGGCUGGAUCAUUUCCGCGGGUGCGGAGCGGCGGCUCAGGCGGCGCCUACAGCGGCUGUGCGGUUUCAGCACCACGGCGGCGGCGGACAGCGCCCGGCGGGGCGGCGCGGAGCGGGGCUUGCGGGAGCGGCGCGGGCAGCGCUCGGCCCGCUCGGGGGCUGCGCCCAGGCAGGAUGCUGCUCAGACUGGGGGUCGUGCUGCAGGCGCUGCUGCUGCUGCUGGCGAGCGGGGGGCACGGCUUCCCGAAGCCCGCGGGGGAAGAUAAAGCUAUACACAACAGACAAUUAAGUGUAGAAAGACCUUUGGAGGAACAGAUUGCUGAAGCUGAGGCAGACAAGAAUAGGAAAGCAGUUCCUACAGAAAAUAAGCCAGAGUUCAGGAAUUAUUCCUUUGUUGAUGACCUGAACCUGCUAAAAUCAGUAGCAGAAAGAGAGAGGAAUGAAAAGGAGAGGGAGUCGAUUAGAAGCUCUUUGUAUGAACAGCAGCUGGCCAUUGAUGAUGCAGACUCCACCAAGAACCGCAGGCUUGUGGAUGACUAUGACUCCACGAAAAGUGGACUGGAUUAUAAAUUCCAAGAUGAUCCAGAUGGCCUCCAUCAAUUAGAUGGCACUCCUUUGACUGCUGAAGACAUUGUUCAAAAAAUUGCUGCAAGAAUAUAUGAGGAGAAUGAUAGAGGAGUGUUUGACAAGAUCGUUUCAAAACUUCUAAAUCUGGGGCUAAUCACAGAGAGUCAGGCCUAUACCCUGGAGGAUGAAGUGGCAGAGGUUUUACAACAGCUAAUUGCAAAUGAAGCAAAGGACCGUGAGAAGGAGUCUGAAGAUUUUGAUUACCCUCCAAGCAGAGCGGACAGUGAUACAAAAGAAAGGCAACGGGAAAGAAUGACACCAAGCAAAGCUGAUCAGGACAGUUUCAUUAAUGGAGAAAUUGAUGAUACACUGGAUAACACAUGGUCAUCAUCUAAUAUCUUGGAAAGAAGAAAUGAGCUGCCUUCUGAAGAUAAUUUUGAAGACCUGCAAUAUUUUCCAAACUUUUAUGCUCUAUUAAAAAGUCUUAACUCAGAGACAGAGGCAAAAGAGAAAGAGACCUUGAUAACUAUCAUGAAAACCUUGAUUGAUUUUGUAAAGAUGAUGGUUAAAUAUGGAACAAUCACACCAGAAGAAGGCGUUUCCUAUCUGGAAAACUUAGAUACCAUGAUAGCUGAGCAGACAAAGAAGAAGCUUGAGAGCCCUUCUGCUAAGACGAGAACAAAGUUACCAGCAGACAAGAGUAGUGAAGAAGCAGACAGCACGAAGGAAGAAGCAGCUAAAAUGGAAAAGGAAUACGAAAUUUCAAAGGAUUCUACAAAAAAUGAAGAACAGGCUGCAGCAGGAAACAGUGAAGAGCCCAGAGGGAAAGCUGAGGCAUAUUUGGAAGCAAUCAGGAAGAAUAUAGAAUGGCUAAAAAAACACAACAAACAAGGUAACAAAGAAGACUAUGAUCUUUCAAAGCUGAGAGAGUUCAUUGAUCAGCAAGCUGAUGCUUAUGUGGAGAAGGGCAUCCUGGACAAGGAAGAGGCUGAUGUAAUUAAACGCAUAUAUGGCAGCCUGUAAAAAGCUAGUGGCUGCCAAACAUGUAGAAAACUAGCGUAGCUUCCCCCACUCCCAGCUCAAUAACUUAUGAUCUGUUAUUUUUCAAAAUAUCAUUAGAAAUGCUCUGUUUACAUUGUACUGACAACUUUCUAGACAGAAAUGAAGAGCUGUAGUGAUCCCUACACUGACUGCAUACUCUCUUCUCCUACACUCACAAAUUGACCCCAAACACCAAAAUCUGAUACUGAAUCUCUGUUUGACAGGGUAAAUAUUUAUGAAAUGUUCUCUUUGAUUUAUUAUUUGUAUUUGGUUUGCUUUUGUAGAUAAACCAAUCAUUUCUGAUGGAAAGUUCUUUUAAUGCUACAUCUUUUUGCUGUCACUCCACUAGCUUUCUAUAGAUGCAACUAUGUAAAGGGCAUUAUUACAAAUAGUUUGUAGGUCUCAAAAUAAAAUAUUUGAAAAUAAUUUACCUAUUAAAGUUUCCAUUAAUCUCAAUAUGAUUUUAUAUCAAGAAAUCUUGGUUUUAAAUCUGAAUACACUUUCUUUUCCUUGAUCCUUUCUUAUUUAUGUAGUAUUCUAUAACUUGGACUAUAAUGUCCUUAGCUAACUGGUGCAUCUUUGACACUAUAACUGCCUUUCUUAUUACAGAGCUGUAUUCUCCCAUCUAUUGCUUCAUUCAGCAUGUAUAAACAUUCUCUUUGGUGCACCAUUUGAUGAUUGUGCAUGCAUAAUUAGUUUGAAUUCCUAAUGUGAGUAGCCUGAUAACAACUGUAAAUGGACAUUACUUUCUUUAAAGAAAAAAAAAGGAAAGCAAUUCCAGUCAUUUUGCAUGGGAAUGGGAUUUUGCAACUAGAAGUGUUUUUAGGAGCAUGGACCUUGCUUUUCAGAAAGACUUAAGGAACCUAUUCUGUUUCAGCAUCUCUGAAUAUCAAGGCUGUGGUGUGUUUAGUGACAGCAGUAUUUUGGAAAACUGUUUUUUGGGCACAUAUAUUCUAUGAUUAGUUAAGAAUUUCGUACCUCCUAAAGAAAAACAAAGGAAAAAAAUGUUGCCCUCAUUUUUCUUCUGCAACUUACACAGUUUUUGAAGGAUGGCUUUUGAAGAAUGGUUUUAUAUUUAAGUGAAUGGAUAAUUUUAUGUCUGAAGAACUUAUGAAGGAAGAUCAAAGGCAAAUAAGUUUUCAGAAAAAUAACUUUUAAACUGAGUUCCAGAAGAUGUAAAUCCCGAGACUCAUCCCCUGCAGCACUCAUUUGUCUAAAUGAACUCCAGGAAAGUCCCAUUCUCUUCAGUUAUAGAUUCUUCAUUCUCAUAAUUGAGAUUAUCCCUUCUCUGAUUUUUUUUAAGAACUCAUAAUAUUUCUGAGAUUGAUACUGUCAAAAGAUGUUAGCUGAUGCAGAGGUCAGUAUCUGCCUGACAGUGAAGGGAUACGCUGACUUAAGUACUGCCUGCACAGCACUAAGUUCCGUAAAGGUGAAAUGGGCAGAUCGGUUCCUUCCUUAUUUUCUCAGCACAGCGGGAGGUUUGAGCAAUGUUUCUUAGCCAAAUGAAGAACUAUGGAAUCACUGUAAAACAUAAAUUAUCAACUGAACAUUAUCAACAGAACAUUAUUGGUAACAAAUAUUAAAUGAGUGAUAGCAAUGAGGUUUUGCUAUCAUCUGUUUGAAAACUGAUGAGACAUAAGCCAGUGAGUGCUUUCUAGCAUAUAAAAAGUACAUCACUGCAUGCUCCUACACAACAUGGUAUGGAUCCUUGAAUUGCAGUAGCAGUCACUAAUGGUGGCAUUUAUUUUAAGAUAAAAACUGUAUCCAGAAAUUUAGUCAAUGUAACCUUCCGGUCUGGGUAACAGUCCCUUAGAAAGGUUGCAGAAAAUGAUCAAGAAAGAAGAAUUCCUGUUACUUUGAAUCAGUGUAUUUAUUCUCAUCUAAACCCUCUAAUGUUUUUAUGAUUAUUUGCUAAUGUUCCCUAAGAAAAUAAUUUCUUCCUGUCCCUAUAGAUGUUGUUUUCUGCAAAAGCUGUGACUCACUCUCUUACGUGACUGUAACACUGGAAAGGUGGACUUCUGGGUUUGUUAAAGAACUCAGGAGAAAAGAUAACCACAGACCUUUAGAACUGGGGGGGAGGUAGUAAUCUAGGACCUGCACUUGAAAAACAAACCCAACAAACUUGCCUUCCCCAAUGGCUACUUUAAAAAAAGAUAACCAAACUUUCUUCUCCUGUCAAUAUAAUGAGUAGUAUAAUAAUACUUUUAAUUUUCCUGGGAAGUGAGGUUCUUACUUUGUCCUCUCAGGAGUCUACACAGGAGUCCAGUAUUAACGGAAAGAUGUCAUCAACCAGCAAGCUGUGAUGACAAACAGUUUGUGUCCACAAAAAGUCUGGAACAGUAUUUUUCAACCACUUAGUUUUGCAGAUUUUUUAGCUUCAACAAAGCAUAGAUGACAUCAUUUAGGAAAAAAAAAAUUCUGAAGAAUGGGUAUGACUCGAUUCUAGUUCCGAGCAUGCAUGUUCUUGGGCCUGUUCUGUGCUUGCACUGCUGCUGUGCAUCACUUGGGGUACACACAUAAACCAGUUAGAGCAACUUGAUGAGGAGCUGAGAACACAGCAAGCCCUCUGACAAACAGACGAGUAAUCUCAGCUAUGUUCUUCAGACUAGAUUCACUUCCCAUCCUGCCCAAGCCCAUUGAUUUAAAUGCUUCACAUAACAACUUUAACUGCUGGUACCUCUAUCUGUAGAUCACACCUUGCAGAACUAGCCAGUAAAAACACAGCCAGCCUAAUGAAUCGCCCUGCAUUCCUAAAAGGCUAUGACUUCUACUACAUAAAAUCAAACUGAGUGACGCGAGUUUCAGCCUGCACUACAGAGGAGUCCUUAUUUUGAAGGGAACACUUCGAGCAAAUUAGCACCGCACAUCUGCUGCUAGUGUGUUUAAAACCUGAUCAGUAAAUCUGUCAGUGCUUUCCUUUUUCCUGGUGAGAAAGGCAUUUUCAACACCUGCACAUCUCUGGUUCUAAAUUGACAAAAAUCAAGUUUCUGUGUAGUUUGCAUCUCUGCUGGAUCCUUCAGAAAUCUUUCACUCCCUAAAUUA